UCCAGCAAUCCGGCUUGGGAGGCGAAACAUUGCAAUGGAAGUAAGACGACAUUUAGCAGGAAGUCGUACCUUGAAGGGGGACAUUUGAAUAGAUUUAUUUAUACACCUAUUUGUGUUUAUGAGUACAAUGCGACCGAAUUUGGUGAGUUCUUUCAUUGUAAAAGAGACGACAAAGCCAUACCAAAGUCGAUGAUGUGUAUCUAUGCCGUAGAUGCUAGCGGUUUCAUGACUGGAUGCAGAUCUGGAGAUCAUUUACAACAUUGUGAAAAUUUCACUUGUCCAGCAAAUACAGUCAAAUGUCCUGGAAGUUAUUGUAUUGAACAACGAUUUCUUUGUGACGGACAUAAUGAAUGUCCUGGAGGGGAAGAUGAACACGACUGUACAUGUAGAGACUCAUAUAGAGAAGUAUUCUUAUUCGUGGAAGAUGAAGACUCUGAGAGCAGGAAUGCCGCAAUACAUUUAGCUAAACAAUUUUUUACAAACAGUGAGAAUAACAUCGUUAAAUUGUUUAAUUUCAAGAUUCUUCAUAGAAAAAUGAAGUUUGACAUUGAGUACAGGUUAUUGGAAAUAAAGGUAGAACGUGUUACCCGAGAACAGGGAAUAGAGGAAACAGGAUGCAAGUUUAAAUCAAUGGCAAGAGACUUUCUUAAACAACUGAAGUUUUCCAAAAAAAGAAGAAGAAAAACCAAAAGCGCGCUAAUUGUACUAGAAAACAGUAUUGAAUCAUCAGUUGUCGCUAGCCUAGUAUUGUCCAAUAUUUCAGAGCCAUCGUUUUAUAUUUAUCGGGUGAUAAAAGAUUUCAGUUCUUCAAUUUAUAAAGAUAACAGAUACAAAUUUGUAAAGGAUAUACAUAUCAGUAAAUGGAGUUCUCUAUUUUUGAUUGGUUUUAGACGAUUUCCAGAAAUAUGUAAAGAGGCUACAAUCGUACCAUGUGUUGGAAAGUACAGAUGUUCGUCUAGUAAGCAAUGUAUACCAUUUGAACAAGUAUGUGAUGAUGUCAUUCAUUGCAGAAAUGGUGAUGAUGAACGACUUUGUGAUUCUGUUUGUCCAGAGAAAUGUAACUGUACGGGUGAUGUUAUCAAUUGUAAAUCAGCCGACAUAAUAAUGUCUGAUAUUUCGUCAUUGACUGUACAGGCUAGAAGUCUUGAUCUAAGUAACAAUCCAAGAAUUAAAGAAAUACCUGAACAAAAUUUAAGUUUUCCUUUCAUGUUUCGACUUAAUUUUUCAUCAUGUGACAUUCAUUAUAUUCAUAAAAGGGCUUUCUUUGACUUGAAAAACUUGUUAUCGUUAGAUCUUAGCAACAAUAGAAUAGAGCAAUUACCUGAUUUGGUAUUUAGCAAGCUUCGCUAUCUAACCUAUUUAAAUCUGGACAGAAAUAAAGAACUAACAAUGAUUUCAUCGACUGCUUUUAAAGGUUUGAAAUCUGUAAGAAGCUUAAAAAUUUCCGGCACAAACCUGAAAAAGAUAAGUUCACUUACGUUCUCGGGCUUGGAGUUGGACAGUAUCGACAUUUCUUACAACAGAAUUGAGGAAAUUGAAGAUUUUGCCUUCAACAAUUCGCUUGUUCAUAAGAUUAACUUUGAAGGCAAUAAAGUGAUAACAUUCGGAAAAUUUAUAUUUAACGGCGUGACAUCACUUCGUGAGCUUCAUACACCUGCAUUUAAAUUCUGCUGUAUCCGACCUUGUUAUCUUCCUGAAGAAUACUGCAAACCGCUGAAGAAUGAGUUUUCUUCAUGUGAAGACCUGAUGAGAAACUCUGUACUUCAAGCAGUCCUUUGGAUUGUUGGGUUCGCUUCAUUGUUCGGAAACCUAUCGUCAAUUAUCUACCGUCUCGUGUACGAUCGUAAAAGGCUAAAAAUAGGUUAUGGCAUAUUUGUAACUAACCUUGCAGUUGCAGAUUUUCUGAUGGGUAUUUACCUCAUCAUGAUAGCAGUGGCUGAUUCACUCUAUAGAAACAGAUAUAUUUUUGUGGACGAUCAAUGGAGAAACAGUAAUUGGUGUAUUACUGCCGGAGUUUUGUCUACAAUUUCAUCUGAAGCCAGCGUCCUCUUUCUUUGCUUGAUAACAUUAGAUAGACUUUUAGUGAUCAAGUUUCCAUUUGGCAGAGUGAGGUUUGGACCUAUGAAGGCCUAUGUCUCUUGUACAUUGUGCUGGUUCAUUUCCAUCAUCCUAUCGGUCAUUCCAAUUCUUUACACAAGUCACUUCCAAAACAAAUUCUACUCUAGAACAGGAGUUUGUAUUGCAUUGCCUUUAACACGAGAUAAACCUCCAGGGUGGAUUUAUUCUGUGUCAAUCUUUGUCGGCCUGAAUUUUUGUACUUUCAUUCUUGUUGCUGCAGGACAAAUCUCAAUAUUCACAGAACUUCGACGAUCAACAUCAGCUAUGAAGAAGACACAAAUAUCAAGAAGACGUGACUUGAAAGUUGCAAGAAAUCUUAUACUCGUUGCAACAACUGAUUUCCUGUGUUGGUUUCCGAUAGGUGUGAUGGGUAUUUUGGCCUUGAACGGAUUUCCGAUUUCUAGUGAUGUUUAUGCAUGGUCAGCUGUUUUCAUUUUACCAAUUAACUCUGCUCUAAACCCGUUUUUGUAUACAGUGACAGCAAUAAUCGGGAAAAAGAGUUUUAAUCCAAGCCUUGAUGAGCAGAGUCGAACAGCGGUCCAGAAAGAAAUUGGUACCGCCAUUUUGGAAUACCAGCAAUUUAGCAGAUCUGUGCGGAUGACAAGUGAACUUGUACCAGUUGGGACGAAACGUAGUAUUCGAGAAAUUCUUGAUGACGACAGUUGCUUGUCAGUCAAUAUUGUUGUGGCUGUGUGCAAACAACUUGCCGAUUAUCUACGUCUAUUGCAUGUGGGCUUUAUUGCUAUAGAUCAGAUAUGUGAGGAAAACAUUUACAUUACAGUGUGUAAAACAAAGGUUACCAAACCAAUUGUUGUAAUCGAUGCCAAAGCGUUGUUAGCUACUGAUGAAAGAGCUCUACAGGAAAAUAUCCGCCAAUUUGGUAACAUUCUGCGAAAGCUAAUCUUAAAAUGUGAAAAGGGUUUAAAGUAAAGACUGGUAUUCAAUGGAAGGAAGUUGUCUCUGUUACGAGGCAUAUGUACUCAGUUAUAUAUAUGAGUGAGACAAAAAUAAGUGUUGGAGCACCAUACUGCUUCUACACUGUCGACAGUAGAGACAUUUCAUUCGUACUGGAUGGCGUGAAUAGGAAAUUGAAAUUACUUGACUUUUUAUUUCGGUGUAUAUAUAUUUUGAAUUUCAAGUGACGUACUGUUUUUGUUUUAGAUAUCUUUGAACAUAAACGUUCAUUGUACCGUCAUUAUGUCAUAAAAAUAUCAUACUGUGUCAAAUUACAAUCGGAACAACUCGGCCUUUAUCUAAAAUAAUCUCGGACUUAAUACGGAUUGAAAUUACACAAAUGUAGUUCUUCAACGUGGUUUAAGAUGUAAUAAAGACAGAGGGCGCAAUCUUUGCUAAAAUGUGACAAAUUUUUGUAUCUAACAUCCAAAGGAAUAUAUAGAAGAAUAUUUAGGUAAAAUAAUGAUUUAAAAUAUGUCUUUCAAUUAUAAUCAAUUAAAAAAUGCCAACUGAAAAUCAAACCCAAAUUUAUGUCAACAGGUUUCUACAACCAUCAUAAUAAGUAUAUGAAAAAUGUACUGCUUACUUUUAUGUCUAUGAAUUUACUUAAUUUAUGUGGAUUUUUACUCGAUUUAUUUUGGGAAAAACUAAGUCAAUAACUUUUGGCAUUCCUAAUUCCUACUUACUUAGCGUAGUUUAGACCAACAUACCUUAUCCGUCCUUUGCAUUCUUACUAUUGUGUUCGAUCGUGUUCUUAUCCGAAGUUUGACGGAAAGGGCAGAGAAGUUGCGAUUGUGUCAAAUCAUUGUUGUUUUCAUGUUUUUGAAUUAAAUACGUUUGUUAGCUAUUGUGGUUGCUAUUUUGUCAAUUUUAAUGGUAUUUUUACUUAUUCAAUAUUCAUAAAAUCGUAUAAAAAUCAAUGUUAACCAUGGGAUACGUAACCGCUGUUAAAAGAUAUAUUCAUUAAAUGUUUUUAUUUUGUCGAUGACGUUGUCAAUUUUUAAUCAGUGUUUUCCAAUAACUGAGUGAUUGAUGUUGUAAAAAUUCCAUCAUUUGUUAUUUUAUUAAUAUUUGUUAUUUUAUUAAUAUUAUUAACCUUAUUAUGUAAAAUGUUGUCAUCAUAGUAUCAAUGUUGUUUAUUGUGAUAGUACUGUGUACUCUUACUAUUGUGUUCGAGGUUAUUUUCCGAAGUUUGACGGAAAGAGCCGAGACGGUGCAAUUGUUGCAAAAAGCAGUGUCUUACAUGUUCUUAUUAGUGUUGUAUCUGUUGUUGUAUAUGAAUUUUUUGUCAGAGAGGAGGGGUGGUAGUUAUUGUGGUAAAGAUUAAAAUCCUGGCAACAUUGGUUCGAGUCCUACUCGUUUGAUAUCAAUGUACCCCUUGUAAAACCAGUGCAAGUUAGUUAGUAAGUUCAAAGAGGAGAAUUCGAUAGCUGACAAAGAAAGAGCUCUAUAGAGAAAAAUAUCCGAUAAUUUGGAAACUUUUUUCGUGAAAUGUAAAAAAGAUUACGUGUGGUACAAAAAAAAAUAAAAAACAAAAUGCGGACUUUUAGUAUUAAAAUCAAUAAUGUUGAACAUGGGAUACGUUACCGCUGUUAAAACAAUAUAUUCAUUAAAUGUUUUUAAUUUGUCGAUAAUGUCAAUUUUAAAUCGGUGUUUUUCCAAUAACUGUGAGACUGAUGUUGUAAAAUUUCAAUCAUUUGUUAUUUUAUUGAUAUUUGUUAUUUUAUCAAUAUUGUUAAACUAAUUAUGUAAAAUGUUGUCAUCACAGUAUCAAUGUUGUUUAUCAUUCAAUGAGGAGAAUUCGAUAGCUGACAAAGAAAGAGCUUAAUAGAGGAAAAUAUCAGAUAAUUUGGAAACUUGGAAAUUUAUGUGAAAAGGAUUAUGUGUGGUACACACAAAAUGCAGAUUUUUAGUAACAUAUAUUGCUUAUUUCUAAUAUACAUGUAGUGAUUUUUUUUAUUAUCAGCAUCUUUAUCUAUUUACAUUUAAGCUAUUGUCAAGAUAUAAUUAAUAUUUUAUUCAGUGUCAAAUCAUAUUUUGAUGUUUGUAGAUAAAACGCUUUUACUGUUGUUUUUCCUUUGUAUGUGGAAAUUGUUUGUUAUGGACAUUCGUUUAAGGCCCAUUAUGCCUUAGAAAUGCUUUUAUUUUUAUUUCACAAAAAGCCUUUUAAUGUCGGUGAUAAACGUACAAAAUUAUAUGCCGGAAAUAUAGUAAAAUGUGACCAAAGUAGUAUUAUGACUUCCAUUAAAAAAAACUCAAAUAUUCACUUUAAUUGUACACAUUGCCAAUGAGAAAUGGAAUCAAAAGAUUGUUCUUCUAUAUAGCCAUUUAGUAAAUAUUUUGAAAAUGUAAAACAAAUAUCCUAAAAUAAAUAGUUUUUUCAGAAAUAAAAAUCAUAGCAUUUCGAAGGUCUAUGGGCCUUUAAACGUCUCUUCAAAUGAUCAAAUUGGAAAAUUUGCAUUGGUAUCAACAAUAAAUAUCCAACAGGAAAUCUGACUGUAAAAUUAAUUUCAUAUAUACAUAUAUCUAUACAAUACAGAAUUGAUGCGAUAAAAAAUGCCAUCAAGAGUUUUCAGGUUACAAUGCUUACAUGAACUAAGUUAAAGAUAUACUAUGCUCAUCUUUGAGUAAAAUAUUUUAAUCGGAGAAAUUUAUUAAAACCUAUGAAAUUCUUACUGAAUAUGUCUAAUUUAACUAAAAGAUGAAUAAUAAACUAUUUUGGAAGCCACGUUCUCUAAUAUACGAUAAGUAAAAUUAGUCUUUUCUUAAAAAAACUGCCAGUUUUUUUAACGACACUAUAUAUUCAUAUUGUGACGAUCUAUGUGUGUAGAGUUUUAAACAUGACAUAUUUAUUUUGUGUGAAGUCAAAACAUGUUUAUUUCAUAUUUACAAAGAGCAGUUAUCUAUAUUUUCUGAUAUCAAAUUUUAGCAUAGUAUAUCUUUAAGAAUAUAUAUACAAAACAAACUGUAGUUAUAUCAUGUAUAUUGCUAAGAAUCUAUGUAGUCAUUUUAGUGUAUUAAAUAUUGUACGCAAACU
Molecule: messenger RNA, 6109 nt
Organism: Ruditapes philippinarum (Manila clam)
Lineage: Eukaryota; Metazoa; Mollusca; Bivalvia; Venerida; Veneridae
Product: G-protein coupled receptor GRL101-like
Exons: 10
Coding region: 190-3048 (952 amino acids)
Biological process (GO): G protein-coupled receptor signaling pathway
Cellular component (GO): membrane
Molecular function (GO): protein binding; protein-hormone receptor activity; G protein-coupled receptor activity
Source: RefSeq, a predicted model, not a curated record